Messenger RNA from Oxyura jamaicensis (ruddy duck), 2423 nucleotides. RefSeq names its product mab-21 like 2 (gene MAB21L2). The record is from RefSeq and is a predicted model, not a curated record. Bases 1033 to 2112 code for a protein of 359 amino acids. The transcript has 2 exons. NCBI's taxonomy places the organism in Eukaryota, Metazoa, Chordata, Aves, Anseriformes, Anatidae.
AGGAGAGGGAGGAGGAGGAGGAGGAGGAGGAGGAGGAGGAGGAGGAGGAGAGGCGCAGAAAGUGAGAGCCUCGGCGCGCACUUCCAGGGGUGGGGAGGGGGAGGAGAAGCGCCCCCGGGCACGGCGGCUACGCCCUCCCUCCCUCUCAGGAUAAAACACAAGUCUGUGCAAAGCGAGAGAAAAAGCAACCCUAAUAAAUCCAAAGGGGCUCUGUAGCGCUGCGGGCCAGGAAUGGGAGAGCGCAGACCGAGCGCGCAAGUCUGCGCCUAGAGCUAGCGAGAGCCGCAGAGCCGGGCUCAGACAACGCCUCCGGCAGGAAAAGGGAAGUCACCAACACCCCCUGACAGGCUGAGAGCGGCGGCCAAACUCAUGUACGUCGCUGGCGGUGCCACGGACUGAGAUCGGGAGCGAGGGAGGCAGCCGGAGAGGGCUCGCUCUGCCGCUCGAGGCAUUGCUCGCAUUCUUCUCUUCCUCCUCCUCCUCCCUCGAAACUUCGCCGCUGACCAGCUCUUCUGCGGGGACCUCCUGCGCCUCCCGGGGAAGUUUGGCCGGGCCGGGCUUUUUUCAUGAACUGCUGAAGCGGGGGCGCAGCGGCGCGGGGGGGUGGGCGGCCGAGCGCGGAGGCAGCGUGCCCCCAGCGCCCCCCGCAACUUGGCGCUCCGGCAGCCGGCGGGGGCUGCCCGCGGCCCCGCUCCCGGCCCCGGCUCCGGCCCCGCCGCCGCCCGGCUCGCCCCGUCCCGCCGGCCCGAGGCUCGCCCUCCUCCCCGCCGGGGCAGCGCUGGGGCUCGCCGCUCCGCGCCUCGUCCCGCCGAGCGCUGCCACCCUCUUCCUCCUCCUCUUCCUCCUCCUCCGCCUGCUCCUCCCUGAGCGUUUAAGGGCGCUCGGCGGCGCGCCGCUGCCGCCGUCUUCCCGGAGGGGGUGGGGGGCUGCGAGCCGGCCGGUGCCCUCGGCGAAGCUGCAGCCUCCGCUAAAGCAUUGGAUCCCUCAACGUACUGCGAGAGCCCGGUGUACAGCCCGGACCUGUGCCCCAACAUGAUCGCCGCGCAGGCCAAGCUGGUGUACCAGCUCAACAAAUACUACACGGAGCGCUGCCAGGCCCGCAAGGCAGCCAUCGCCAAGACCAUCCGGGAGGUGUGCAAGGUGGUGUCGGACGUGCUGAAGGAGGUGGAGGUGCAGGAGCCGCGCUUCAUCAGCUCUCUGAGCGAGAUCGACGCCCGCUACGAGGGGCUGGAGGUGAUCUCGCCCACCGAGUUCGAGGUGGUGCUCUACCUCAACCAGAUGGGCGUCUUCAACUUCGUGGACGACGGCUCCCUGCCGGGUUGCGCCGUGCUCAAGCUGAGCGACGGCCGCAAGCGCAGCAUGUCCCUCUGGGUGGAGUUCAUCACCGCCUCGGGCUACCUGUCGGCCCGUAAGAUCCGCUCCCGCUUCCAGACGCUGGUGGCCCAGGCCGUGGACAAGUGUAGCUACCGGGACGUGGUGAAGAUGAUCGCGGACACGAGCGAGGUGAAGCUGCGCAUCCGGGAGCGCUACGUGGUGCAGAUCACGCCCGCCUUCAAGUGCACCGGCAUCUGGCCGCGCAGCGCGGCGCAGUGGCCCAUGCCGCACAUCCCCUGGCCCGGCCCCAACCGGGUGGCGGAGGUGAAGGCGGAGGGCUUCAACCUGCUCUCCAAGGAGUGCUAUUCACUGACGGGCAAGCAGAGCUCGGCCGAGAGCGACGCCUGGGUGCUGCAGUUCGGCGAGGCCGAGAACCGCCUGCUGAUGGGCGGCUGCCGGAACAAGUGCCUCUCGGUGCUCAAGACGCUGCGCGACCGGCACCUGGAGCUGCCGGGGCAGCCCCUCAACAACUACCACAUGAAGACGCUGCUGCUGUACGAGUGCGAGAAGCACCCGCGGGAGACCGACUGGGACGAGGCGUGCCUGGGCGACCGGCUCAACGGCAUCCUCCUGCAGCUCAUCUCCUGCCUGCAGUGCCGGCGCUGCCCCCACUACUUCCUGCCCAACCUAGACCUCUUUCAGGGCAAGCCCCACUCGGCCCUGGAAAGCGCCGCCAAACAGACCUGGAGGCUAGCCAGGGAAAUCCUCACCAAUCCCAAAAGCCUCGACAAACUAUAGGGCUCGCACCCGCCCGCGCCGAGCUCGCCCUCCGCAAACGACCGCGGCGCCCGCAGCCUCCUCGCCCCGCCACGCCAGCGACGGCACGGAAAGAGGCGGCCAAGGACGGGGGGGGCUUCACCCCUACCCACCUGCAGCUCGGCGCUUAAAAACUUGAGGCCGGGGCGCCCAGCCCCUGCCCCAAGCCGGGAAGAGCCGAGCCGAGCCCAGCCGCGUUUCUCCCAAGUCACUGGCAGAAGCGAUCGGACUUUUGCCGCGGCCAAACGAACGAACCCCCACAGCGGACUCGUUCCGUUUCUUCCUGAUCGCGG